AUGGAGCUCACGCUGCAAGAGGCCGAGAUCCUAUGGCUGGCAAAGCCUCCAAAGGUGCAACGAGACAGCUCUCAAGAUGCGCCAACACACGCUCGCUUGACUGUCCUUUUGCCAGCUGCUCACGGUCAAGACGACGAAGUGUCGUUACCGUGCAGUAUUGUCAUCCCGGCGGAAGACUUAACGACAAAGAACAAGACUUCUUUGUUGGACCAGGAUGUGAAGUUCAAGCUUCUAGACGAUACAGAAGUGGUGGCAACACACGUAAUGAAGCUUCGAUGGUGCAUUCCUGUGCUUUCCGAGGGGUCCGUCCAUUGGACCCAGCCAGUUUUGCACCGAGAUGUGCAUUGGGAUGUAGAGAUACGCAUACAAGUGAAGACGGACCGACGCCCUCGCGCUUUUAUCUCUAAUGCGCUCGCAGUCAAGAACACAGCGAGCAGUGUUGCACACCAGAUGUUGCUGCAUAAGAGCAAGGCAGCGGUUGGGCUGCUGCCAGUAGUUGCGGCCUGUUUUAUUGGCAUUGUGGGAACAUCUCCUGUAUGGCUACCGCUGACACUGCUUGUAGGCAUGCUAGGCUUUCCUAUUUGGGCCAUCGUCGGUGUCGCGAUGUCGCUGGCGACGCUCUUGUCUGCUAUUUUGGCUGUUGUGACUAUCAAGCUCGUGCAGUUGGAGCGCAUGAAAGGUGCUUUUCAGCACUCGUUGACCAGUCAACAGGGCCAACUGCUGCUGUUCCAGGGUAUGCCUGGAGAAGAGUCUCUCUCACCUUCAGCGCUGUCCGACCGCAUGAAGGACUUUGUGCUUGAUAGUCCAUCUCGCAAACUUGUGGCAAGUUUGGCCAUCGACUUUGUAGGAAAUGCGACCUUUGUGGUCCCUGGCCUAGGUGAGCUAGCGGACUUGGUGUGGGCACCCGUGUCGUCCAAACUGGUGGACGUACUGUACAAAGAUUCGUCGCCGCGUGCCAGAUACGUGGCCUUUUUGGAGGAAGUGCUGCCUUUCACGGACAUAAUCCCCACUGCGACCCUAGCCUGGAUGAUGGAGAAUCUAAGCUCGUCAAAGGUGGAAUAA
Molecule: messenger RNA, 1062 nt
Organism: Peronospora matthiolae
Lineage: Eukaryota; Oomycota; Peronosporomycetes; Peronosporales; Peronosporaceae
Source: the annotation of a GenBank genome assembly